Trachymyrmex septentrionalis is the source of this 2331-nucleotide messenger RNA. Its product is annotated as calnexin-like. Lineage: Eukaryota; Metazoa; Arthropoda; Insecta; Hymenoptera; Formicidae. The transcript has 11 exons. The record is from RefSeq and is a predicted model, not a curated record. Bases 242 to 2203 code for a protein of 653 amino acids. Gene Ontology annotation, biological process: protein folding. Gene Ontology annotation, molecular function: calcium ion binding. Gene Ontology annotation, cellular component: endoplasmic reticulum membrane; endoplasmic reticulum.
AAACAUGCCUUAUCACGGAUUGCCCGCCGUCGUGCAUUAAAUAUAAAUUAUCGCGUCGAGCUGUAGCGUGUGAUUAUACGGAUGUUAUUUGUUGCAAUUAAAACCUCGUUGAAUUAAUUGUCGAGAGGUGUGACGAAAGAAGCAGGGAAAAACUUCUUUCGGUAGUUUGCCAUCCCGUGUAAUAAUUUUUUUUGCGUAAUUGCGACGCAGCGCGAAAGAUAUAUCGAGCUUAUCAUUCGCAAUGCCGAUCGACUACGCCGCAUUUGCGUACGCUGCCGCGGUGGCUGGUGGUGGAGUGCUAGGUUACGUGAAAUCGAGUUCCAUCCCUUCACUGGCCGCGGGUCUUCUUUUUGGAUCAGUUCUAGGAUAUGGUGCUUACCAGACUUCCCAGGAUCCAACCAACGUUGCAGUUUUCUUAGGCACUAGCACGGCCCUUGGAAGUCUGAUGGGAUAUCGAUUUUACAACAGUGGAAAGAUAAUGCCAGCUGGAGUAAUCGCUAUACUAAGUGCUGUUAUGGUCGAAUAUGAAAUGGCAAGAAUCAUAGCGUGUGUUGUGUUAGUUUGCCUGAAUGCAUGUUGUAUAUUAAGUACGGAUGAAGACAGCGAUGCAAUACAGAAGCCAACUUACAAAAGUCCGGAACCUUCCGAUUUCGCUCACCUAGCGGAGAACUUUGACAGUGAGGAGAGAUUUAGGAAUGUAUGGAUAUUAUCAGAGGCGAAAAAAGAUGAUAUUGAUGAAGAUAUCGCUAAAUACGAUGGAAUUUGGUCCAUCGAGGAACCUAAGAAACAUGGCGAGGAUGGAGACUUAGGAUUAGUGCUUAAAAGCAAAGCUAGACAUGCUGCCGUUUCUACUGCAUUAGUUAAGCCAUUUUAUUUUGAAGACAAGCCCUUAAUUGUACAAUAUGAAGUUAAUUUUCAAGAGGGACAAGAAUGUGGUGGUGCUUAUCUUAAGUUGCUUACUUUAGAUGAUAAAUAUGGAGACUUGAAACAGUUUCAAGAUAAAACACCAUAUACUAUAAUGUUUGGGCCUGAUAAAUGUGGCAACGAUCACAAGCUUCACUUUAUAUUUCGACAUAAGAAUCCAUUGAAUGGUACAAUCACAGAGAAACAUUGUAAAAAAUCAAAAGACAAAAUGGAAGAUUACUUCAAAGAUAAAAACCCGCAUUUGUAUACUCUGAUCGUACGGCCUGAUAAUAUGUAUGAAAUCAAAGUAGAUAAUAAACUUUUAAACACCGGCUCGUUACUAGACGAUUUCACUCCUCCCGUGAAUCCGCCUCUAGAAAUAGAAGAUCCUGAUGAUAAACAGCCUGAGGAUUGGGAUGAUCGAGAAAAGAUUCCUGAUCCAUUGGCGGAAAAGCCUGACGACUGGGAUGAAGAUGCUCCAGCACAGAUAGUUGAUGAGGAAGAUAUUAUGCCAGAAGGGUGGCUUGAAGACGAACUGCCGAUGAUACCGAAUCCGGAUUCGGUUAAGCCCGAUGAUUGGGAUGUCGAGAUGGAUGGUGAAUGGGAGCCUCCGGAAAUACAAAAUCCAAAAUGCGUGGAUGUUCCUGGUUGCGGACCAUAUAAGCAGAAAAUGAUGAAGAAUCCACGAUAUAAAGGAAAAUGGUUGGCGCCACUUGUUAACAAUCCUAAUUACAAGGGAAAAUGGAAGCCUAGACUUAUAGAUAAUCCUGAUUACUUUAAUGAUAAACAUCCGUUCAAGAUGUUACCAAUUAGUGCUGUUGGCUUCGAGCUGUGGUCAAUGUCUACCGACAUAUAUUUCGACAACAUAAUUAUAACAGAUGAUGAAAAAGUUGCGAAGAAAUGGGCAAUUGAUACAUUCGAGGUUCGACGUGUUAAAAUUGCUGAGGAAAAUUGGAGUACAUGGAAUCGGAUUGCGAAAUUUACUGCGGACCAUCCAUGGAUGUGGGCAGUAUAUCUAGUACUAAUUGCAAUACCAGUAGUACUGAUAAUGUAUUUUUGCUGCUUUUCCGAGGACAAAACAGAUUUUAAAGACGAAGAAGAUGAAAAGUCACUCUUAGGGUUAGGCAUUGACGAGACCAUGGAAAAUGAAAAUUCUGAGCUUGAACAAAAACCUGUCAUAGAAGAAAUAGGAGAUACAGAGAUAGAGACUGGAACAGAGGAAGUGAUAAUAGAAAGUGAUAAGGAUACUCCACCGAUUAGUAGCGAAGGACCACGACGAAGAAAACCAAAUAAAGAAUAGGAAGAAGAAUAAUUAUAAAAAAAUUUAAUAAGAGUAUUAUCGCGUUAAGAUAUUUAUAUAAUACUAUCACAUUCCACACAUUACAUUUGCCACUGUGGAUAGUAGGUUACCAGUCACUAGUAAAUUCA